Molecule: messenger RNA, 825 nt
Organism: Suillus discolor
Lineage: Eukaryota; Fungi; Basidiomycota; Agaricomycetes; Boletales; Suillaceae
Exons: 2
Coding region: 1-825 (274 amino acids)
Source: RefSeq, a predicted model, not a curated record
AUGGAGAGUUCAUCAGAAGAAGACGGUGGCGCCCUAUGUUUGAAGAACACCGAUGACCUCCCAACCAGUGUGCCAUUCAUCAAGGGCAACAGCACAAUGACAACAAUAGUCGACAAGUCCGGCGUGCAUACCUACAUGGUUAGGUAUUGCACAUGCCCCAAUGCCGCUGCUGCCGAUAUACAAAUGUUUGAAAUGGGCUUAUUCCCAGCGUCCUUCUUGGAACCAAAGACGGCAUUCAUAUUUGACGUCUUAAAUGACUUUUUGUUGGACAACCUGGAGUGCGGAACGUCGGCGAUAAAUUACUUCUCAAAUGGAAUGGCUUCAGCCAUGAGGAAAAAGGACAUCAGACCUGGCGAUUUAGCUCUCUUUUGUCCGGCGUGUCCCCAGCCAGGGAUUAAUGUGACUUUGCCUGUCGGAGAACAUACCAAGACUUUCAAUGAGAAAGGAUCAGAUUUACAAACACUGAGUUGGCUAUACACAAGAUCACUUGUCAUGGAUGGAAACUUCAAAGCCGAGCAUCUCCAUCCAUUAAAUCCUGGCGACGAAGUUUCUCUCAUGGACGGCCAUGGGUUCAUGGUAGGAGAUGCAAUGUAUAAGGAGCAUUUGGCCAUUGCCCAAGACACCAUUCAACGAUCGGAAUGCAACAACCACCGCACGGUCAAUCAGGCAAAUGCAUCUCAUCACAGGUUGGAGGCAACCGGCAUUGGCAGUUGCACCUGUGCAAGGCAUGGGUGUUUUGUUCCUCAUGCCAUGGUCGAUUUUCAGAAGGGAGAAAGGUGUGGGACCAAACCUGAGCAAAUGUACCACCUUACUGAGUUGAACUAG